Molecule: messenger RNA, 1692 nt
Organism: Colletotrichum godetiae
Lineage: Eukaryota; Fungi; Ascomycota; Sordariomycetes; Glomerellales; Glomerellaceae
Product: fungal-specific transcription factor domain-containing protein
Exons: 1
Coding region: 1-1692 (563 amino acids)
Biological process (GO): positive regulation of transcription by RNA polymerase II
Cellular component (GO): nucleus
Molecular function (GO): transcription cis-regulatory region binding; DNA-binding transcription factor activity, RNA polymerase II-specific; zinc ion binding
Source: RefSeq, a predicted model, not a curated record
AUGCCGCGCAGACGAGACCCCUCCAAGCAAGUAUCUAGACGGAGCCACCGCGGCUGUCACCGCUGCCGUCAACACAAGAUCCGGUGCGACGAGGCCAAACCUCACUGUGGGCCGUGUACUUCCCGUGGCUACUCCGAUUGCAUCUACGCCCAGGUCCUGAAAUGGGAGACGGACUACGUUGGCCGCGCCUUUGGGAGGGCCGGUGUAUGGUCGAAAUCUGGGGCUGGCGGCAAUAACAAGAAGAAGUCCGCGACGCCGCCUUCGACUCUGGACAACUACUGGUGUCUACCUACUCACGUCCAUUCUUUUGAUUUUCUAAACUCCUUCAUUGCCGACUUCGAAAAGGAAGAGUCCUCGUCGUCCUCCAGUGAUGACAGCUCCACGGAUGAUCGCAACUCGGCGGCCCUUACACUAACAAAGAACCUGGGCUCUAUUAAUCGGCCGGUCAAGUACGUCCAACUCGACAGCCAGGCCGAAUCACAUUUGUUAUCAUACUAUCUUGACCGGAUCUGUCCCAUGACAGUCCCAUGCGCCAAAGGCGAAUCUCCCUUUUCCGCUCUCGUCUUCCCCUUUGCCGUAUCCUCCGCCUCGCCGGCCCUUAUGCACGCCCUCCUGGGCCUCGCCGCUUCACACAGAGCAAGAUCAGACUGCACGUUCCAGCCGGUAGCUCUUAGCUACUCAGCCAAAGUCAUCCGAUCGCUGCGCUUGUCCCUCGAGAACAGAUCAUCCAUCGACAUCGCAGCCAACUCGGAGAUCCUCGUACUGAUGAUGCUACUAUGCCAGCUCGAAAUCAUUGCGGAAUGCGACAAGCGCUGGGUUACGCAUCUGCGCGGGGCCCGAGACCUCAUCAGGUUCAGACGCCAAGGCAUGACUUCGGACGCCGCCAGGAUGGCGGCGCGGCAGCAGAGCCCUUGGGAGCGAAUCAUCAAGUUCACCGAGCGGUAUUUUGCGUUUUACGAUGUCAUGGGACGAACUGCCUGCGGCGAGGAACCCAUCUUCGGUAACGACUUUUGGUCCGCGCAGGAGGACGAGGGGCUCGAUCUCUGGAUGGGCUGCUCGCCACAGCUUGUCAGUAUUAUUGGCGAGAUUACAGAGCUCAGCUUCAAGUACCAUCGCAUGUCGUCUUCGAUGGCGGAGGAAUGCUGGCAGGACCUUGAACGCCAGCGGAUGAGGUUGACUUGUUUGCUUCAACAGUCGCAUCUUAAGAGCAAUAGCGAAGACGAAAUCAUCAGGAAUACCGUCGAGUUGAAGCGGCUGACUGUAGAGCUGUACCUCCACUCUGCUCUCAACGACUCCAAUCCGGCGACGCCUGUGAUUCGACAGAACGUUAAGAAGAUCUUGCGUCUCGUCGCGAUGCUGCUCGAAUCGGAUGUCAAAGCUGGGCUUACAUGGCCACUGUUCAUGGCAGCCUGCCAACUCGACCCUACAGAGGAGCUCGAGUGGGCGGAGGGAGAUACUGAUAACCAGGGGGCCCCUCGCUACGCACGACCGUUUGUUCUCUACGUUCUCGACAAGUUGGCGGAUUCUCUCUCUAAUGUCACCCGAACGCGUUCGGUAAUUGAAAAGGUAUGGAAACAACGAGAGGCGGCCUCAUUCCUGUCGUCGGAUGGACAGCUUUCUUCCAGUCCCAAGGCCUUCAAUGACUGGGCUCGAUUCGUGGCUCCUCUCUGUCACAAUAUUAGUUUGGCUUGA